This is a messenger RNA of Coffea arabica (coffee), 2943 nucleotides long. RefSeq lists its product as uncharacterized. NCBI's taxonomy places the organism in Eukaryota, Viridiplantae, Streptophyta, Magnoliopsida, Gentianales, Rubiaceae. The record is from RefSeq and is a predicted model, not a curated record.
GUUGAAAUGCAAGGCCAGCAGUAUUACUUUUGCACAGGACAAAGUUGAGAGAAUCCUGGAGGAGCUACAGUCCUUAAGGCAUAUCAUCAAGGAUAUCAUGGAGCUGCAAAAUGAGCACAAAGAAACAGAAGAUCUAUGCAAAAAAAUUAUGAAUGUGGCAUACAAAGCCGAACAUGCUGUCAACUCAUGUUUAGUUUCGGAAAAUCCUAUCUGGUAUGACAUGGUAUGCCUUUCCCAUAUCAUAGAAGAAAAGAAGUGAUUAAGCCUGAGAUCCAGGAGAUCACUGAUCAGCAAAUGUACAAGACCAGGUUGCCAGGUUUUCAAAAUGAUUCUACUCUUAUCCUUCCUGGAGAGGCUAAUACCUCAAGAAUCGAGGAAGUUGUUGUCGGUUUCAAGGAUGAGUCAGAAGCAAUAAUUGAUCGACUUAUAAGAGGAUCAAAACAUCUUGAUAUCGUCUCAAUUGUUGGCAUGCCAGGUCAAGGUAAGACAACUUUAGCAAAAAAAGUCUAUAAUGAUCCAUCUGUCAAAUAUUACUUCAAUAGAUGUGCUUGGUGUUUUGUUUCCCAAAUGUAUAACACUAAAGAGCUAUUGCUUGACAUCUUAAGCGAUCUUAAUGGUCUUGAUGUCCGAGUCUCUAAACCAACAGCAAGAGAAGAAGAUCUAGCUGAGUGGCUCUAGAAAUGUUUAAAGGGACGAAGAUUCCUCAUUGUUAUGGAUGAUAUUUGGGACAUUGGAGCUUGGGAUAGCAUAAAAAGAUCACUUCCGGAUGAUGACAAUGGAAGCAGAGUUAUGUUCACUAGUCGAAUUCCUAACUUGGUUCUGCAAGCUAAACUAAAUAGUAGUCCUUGUCCUCUUUCUCCACUCUCCGAUGAAGAAAGCUGGGAGCUAUUACAAGAGAAGCUAUUCAAUAACAAUGGCUGCCCCUCGGAUUUAUUAGAGGUCGGACAGAAGAUUGCAAAGAACUGCAAAGGCCUACCUCUAGCUGUUGUUUUGGUUGCAGGUAUCCUUGCAAGAGAAAAUAACGAUCUUGAAUGGUGGAACCAAGUCCAAGAAAGUAUAGGUUCACACAUUGCUAGUGAAGGUUGCAUGGACAUACUGGAAUUAAGCUACAAACAUUUACCGCAUCGUUUAAGACCAUGCUUUCUUUAUUUUGGAGCUUUUCCGGAGGCUAAAAUCAUUAGAGUUCAGAAAUUGAUGAAGCUGUGGAUCGCGGAAGGAUUCAUAAAAAGCGAUGAGGUAAAGAGCUCAAAUGAUGUGGCAGGGGAGUACUUGAUGGACCUAAUUGAUCGAAGCCUAGUAACUACUGCAGCUACAAGUUCCAAAGGAGAAAUAAAAGCUUGUCGUAUUCAUGAUCUACUUCACGAUUUCUGCUUGGCAAAAGCUAAAGAAGAAAAUUUUUUUCAGUGGGUACAUGGACAUGAUGUUUCCUAUCAUUCUCCGAUUCCCAAAGUUUAUGAUGAAUAUCGCUUGUGCAUCAGUAGUGAAUGGGAACAAUUCAUUCAUUCAAGACCUGCAGGUCCUGGUGUCCACUCUUUACUGGUGUCUGGUAUUCAUGUAGAAAGGUGCCAGCAUUCAAAGAUGACAUCCUUUUUCUUGGGUUUUAAAUUUCUUUACGUGUUGGAUUUGGAGUGCAUAUAUGUUGAUGAUUUUUCCCUGAAGAAAUAAUAUUGAUGAUUCAUUUGAGAUACUUAGCAAUAUGGUGUUGCACCAACUAUAUUCCAUCAUCAAUUGAAACAUUAUGGAAUCUGGAAACUUUGAUUGUUAAAGGUGCAAGGAUCUAUAGCAUUCCUCUGCCAGAUACCAUUUGGGAGAUGAAAAGUUUAAGGCAUGUAGAUAUUCCUACUAUGUCUUUCAGAGACUAUGAGAAUGAUGAGUCCUGUCAAUUGCAGAAUGUAGAGACUUUUGCAACACCAACUCUUACUUCAGGGAAAGACACAGAGGAGCUACUGAGAAGACUACCAAGACUUAGAAAGCUUAAGUGCAACUUUUUUGAAAUACAAUUGGAUUCUGAAGAUCCCAUUGGGUUUCCUGCAUUGGGCUGUUUAAGUCAACUAGAGUCCCUAAAUGUUUGUAACUGUGGGGAUAUGCUUAUUGGUGAAAAUGAUGACCAGUUUCCAUCUUUUAGUUUUCCAAACACUCUUCGAAAGCUGACUCUAGAAAACUUUUGCCUUACAAGGGAUGCAAUAUCAGCAAUAGGGCAGCUACCAAAUCUUGAGGUUCUCAAACUACGGAAAUCUGCCUUUUUGGACCUAAAAUGGGAUAUGGAAGAUGGGGAAUUCAUAAAGCUCAAGUUCUUACAAUUAUUGGAAGUGCAGAUUGAAAAGUGGAAUGCCUGCAGUGAGCCCUUUCCCAGCCUACAACGACUUGUUCUGAUAAAUUGUAAAGGCCUUGAGGAGAUUCUAUCGAUUUUUGGAGACAUACCUACCUUGAGGAUAAUGCGGGUGUACUGGUGCCACAAGGCCACUAGUUCAGCCCAGCAAAUUUUUGAAGAACAGCAGGACAUGGGAAAUGAUGGCUUUGAAGUUUAUAUCUUAGAUGACUAGAGUCUUUAAAUGGAGAAAGUAUUACCAUCGGCUUGCAUCUGACAUCCUAUCACAGUAACGGUGACCAAAUAGUCAGGUACAUUGGCUGCAAUCUUCACAAUUUUUGGACAUGGUGUACUUCCAGAUGUUGAGAUAAUAAGCAUAUCUGGAGACCAAGGGAAGUUCUAUGAAGGAAACAGUACAGCACAUGUAUGCAACCUUGGUAGGAGUAGAUCAAAGGCACCAACAAUCCAAUAUGUUUUGGCAAAUGUAAGGGCAAGAAAGAGGUGCUCAAUCCAUGAGAAUGUCAUGUUUGAGUAACAUAGAUGCUGUUUUGUUCAAUUCUUGAACUUCACUGAUAUCUAGUCAUUUGUGUGAAAGUUUGAUAUAUAUCUACAUCUUGCAAAGAGUUUGAGACAAA